UCAGAGCAGAAUUGGAUAGCGGGCAGCUCGGAAUGAUUUGUGCACAAAUCCACUAGCAAUUUUAAGUGAAACUAGAAGAUUGGAAUGAGAUAAUUCAAGCAAUUCGCAAAAUGAACAUGCCCUUUGUGUAUCGUAGGUAACCGAUUUUAUCGUUCAAAAUUAUCCAAAUAUCGUUUAAUUGAAUAUUUUCCGGGCGUCCAAGCACUGAAAAAUUGCAAUGCAUUGACUGGAAAUGAGACUUAAAACAUGUUGCUUGCUAAAAUGCGAGAUAGUAUGCUGCGUAUUAUCGUGGAGUCUCGUUUUGGGGCAGAUUCAUUAUUCGAUUCCUGAAGAACUGCAAAUAGGCGCCUUAGUUGGAAAUAUCGCAGCCGAUUUGGGAUUAGAUUUAGAGCAGCUCUCGUCUCGCAGUUUGCGGAUUUCACCCGGGUCUAGGAAGCUGUAUGUGGACGUGAAUUUUAAAAAUGGAGAUUUGUUUGUGAAGGAAAGAAUUGAUCGCGAAAACCUUUGUGCAUCGAGUCUCACUUGUGUAUUAUCCGUGGAUGCUGUGCUUGAACAUCCCUUGAAUUUGUAUCAGGUUGCAGUUGAAAUUCUCGAUGUAAAUGACAAUGCUCCCAGUUUUCCAAAAAGCCAGUUCCGCCUCGAAAUCUCAGAGGCUGCUGCAACUGGAGCUCGUUUCCGCCUCGAGUCCGCUCAUGAUCCGGACAUUGGAAAUAACUCCAUACAAACAUAUCAGCUGCUUCCGAACGAUUACUUUACUCUCGAUGUACAAAUGCACGGCGGGGAAAGAAAGCUACCCGUAUUAGUGUUACGGAGACCAUUAGAUAGAGAAAAAGUGCCGAUGCACAGGUUAAAUCUCAUAGCCAAAGACGGCGGGUUUCCAAUAAGGUCAGGUACUGUUCAAGUUGCAAUAAUAGUCAAAGAUGCGAACGACAACGCGCCUGUUUUCCCACAGUCAGUUUAUAGAGUCAAUGUCUUGGAAGCAGCAACGGUGGGAACUCGAAUAAUCAGAUUAAACGCCACUGACUUGGACUUUGGCAAAAAUGGAGAGAUAAUAUACUCGCUCAGUAGCCAUAACUCUGACAUCGUUCGGGAAGUUUUUGAGGUGGAUUCAAAAACUGGCGAAAUCAGAGUGAAAGGAAAGUUGGACUAUGAAGAAAACAAAGCCUUUGAAAUUAACGUUCAAGCAAUGGACAAGGGAUAUGAUGGAGUGCCUGGUCACUGUGACGUGCUGGUAACUAUUAUUGAUGUGAAUGAUAACCCUCCUGAAGUGACGUUGGUGUCUUUGUCCAGUACAGUUUCGGAAGACGUUCCAGUUGGGACUGCGGUCGCUCUGUUCAGUGCAGCAGAUAAAGAUUCAGGACAAAGUGGGCACGUACAAUGUCAAAUUUCAGAUAGAUUGCCAUUUAAAUUAGAUUCAUCCUUGAAAAACUAUUAUAGACUCCUUGUUGAGGAUCUACUGGAUCGGGAAAAUAUUUCCAAUUAUGAUAUUACAUUAAGCUGCACGGAUGCAGGAAACCCUCCUCUCACAACGACGAAAACCAUCCAAGUAGACGUUUCAGAUAUAAAUGACAAUGUGCCACGGUUCUCACAACGUUUUUAUACUGCAAAUGUCAUGGAGAAUAACGUUGUUGGAAGCUCCAUAUUCUCAUUGACAGCCUUUGAUCCAGAUGUAGCUGACAAUGCUCGCCUGAAGUAUUCUAUUCCAGAAACUCGAGUUCAGAACGAUUCGGUAUCCACUUAUGUUUCUAUUAGCUCGGACACUGGUGUCAUAUUUGCUCAGAGACCUUUUGACUACGAGCAAAUGAAAAACUUUCAGAUGCAAGUUCAGGUCAGGGAUUCUGGAUCUCCAUCGCUAACCAGUAAUGUUUCAGUGAAUGUUAUUAUCCUAGAUCAGAAUGACAAUGCCCCCGUCAUCGUUCAUCCACUAACUGAGUUUGGAUCGACAGCAGUAGAGACAAUAUCCAGGUUUGCAGAGCCAGGAUACCUGGUUGCCAAGGUAUCAGCAACAGAUGCUGAUGCCGGUCAGAAUGCUCGCCUUUCUUAUUCAAUUUUUCAGGCUACCCAACAUAAUCUUUUUACUAUUUCAUCAAAUACUGGGGAAAUUUGGACUGCCCGUCGUAUUGUCAAUACAGAUGCUUCCAAACAACGAUUAGUGAUUGUGGUAAAAGACGCUGGAACGCCACCACUUUCUGCCACAGUGACAAUCAUCUUAUCUAUGGUGGGAAAAGAUAUAGAAACAUUUUCCAGCGUCAGCAGCUCGUCUGAAGGUCCAGCUUACACUCCUGAUCUGACCUUUACCUUGGUAAUAUCCUUAGGAACAAUUUCUAUUGUUUUUCUGAUUAUUUUGAUUGUUCUUGCUAUUAAAGUUCAUAAAAGCAGGGAAGCUUUAGGUGAUCGAUACUGUUCCCUUGGCGUCUGUUGCUGCGUUGACAAGAGGAAAUCACUGAAUGGAAUUCAAAAGGCAAGUAGAAACCUACAAAUACCCUCGAACUAUGUUGAAGUAUUUGGAGGUGACCCGCUUUCUCAACGUUUCCGCUACGAGUCAUGUUCAACCUUGCAAUCAAUGAAGACAGACUUCAUAACUUCGAACACAUUCAGGUCAUCCACAGACAAUAAUUUUAGUCGGAAUCAGUCUAACAGAAAGAAAAGCUUGGAAAUUAUUAACUCGCAAAAAUGCAACAACAUUGAUACAAACGAUAAUGCAGCUGUGUUUUCUCAGUCAACUUAUCGAGUCAGCCUAUUGGAAAGUGCACCAGCAGGAACGCGGGUAAUUAUCUUAGGUGCCACUGACUUGGAUGAUGGUCCCAAUGGAGACAUAGCCUACUCGUUGAGUAACCACACUUCAGGUAGAGCUCAGCAACUGUUUGGCGUGGACUCCAAAUCUGGCGAGAUAAAAGUGAAAGGGAAGCUGGACUGUGAAGAAAUCGCAGUUUUUAGCAUUAACGUGCAAGCUAUCGACAGCGGCACCGAUGCAGUGCCCGCACACUGUGGUGUUCUGGUGAAUAUUAUUGAUGUGAAUGAUAACCCUCCUGAGGUGACGUUGACGUCUCUGUCUCGCACUGUUUCAGAAGAUGCACCAGUUGGGACUGUACUUGCUCUGUUCAGUGCAACAGAUAAAGAUUCGGGCAGAAACGGGGAGGUAAAUUGUCAAGUUUCAAAUGACCUACCAUUUAACUUGGAUUCCUCUUUAAAGAAUUAUUAUGGAAUAUUCGUUCAUCAUCCACUGGAUCAUGAAAAUACCUCAAAUUAUGACGUCACCAUAGCAUGUACGGAUGCAGGAAAUCCUCCUCUAACAUCCGAGAAAACCUUUCGGGUAGUGAUUUCCGAUGUAAAUGACAAUAAGCCACGGUUCACGCAAUCUUCCUACACGGCAAACGUCAUGGAGACCAACGUUAUUGGUGCGUCUUAAUUUUCCAUCACAGCCUUUGAUCCAGAUGUGGGAUUAAACGCUCGACUUAAAUACUCAAUGCUGGAGACUCAAGUUCACAACGCUUCAGCAUCCACUUACGUCUCUAUUAACUCAGAGACUGGUGUCAUAUUCGCCUAGAGAUCUUUUGACUACGAGAAAUUGAAAAACCUUCAAAUCCAAGCACAGGUCAUGGACUCUGGUAUACCAGCGCUCGCGAAUAAUGUUUCAGUGAAUAUUAUUAUCCUUGAACAGAAUGACAAUGUUCCAACUUUCAUGCAACCAUUAGCCGAGUUUGGGUCAACAGUAACAGACACAAUAUCCAGGUUUGCCGAACCUGGCUACUUGGUUACCAUAGUAUCCGCCACGGACGCUGACGCCGGCCAGAACGCUCACCUUUCUUAUUCGAUUUUUCAAACUCGCCAGAAUAACCUCUUUGCUAUUUCACCAGACUCAGGAGAGAUUUGCACAAUCCGCCAUCUUGCAAAUAAACAUGUCGCUCAGCAAAGUUUGGUGAUUCUAGUAAAAGAUAAUGGAUCACCAUCACUUUCUGCCACAGUCACUCUCAUCUUAUGUGUGAUCGAUGGUGACACCAAAGCAUUUUGCAGUAUCAGUGACUCAUGUGAAAGCCUCGGGUUUACUUCUGAUCUGAGCCUUUCAUUGGUCAUCGCAUUAGGAGUGAUUUCUGUCAGUCUUUUCGCAAGUUUAAUUGCCCUCGCUGUGAAGAUUCGUAAAAGCAGAAAUGCUUUCGAUAAUCAUCACUCUUGCUUCGAUGUUUGUUGUUGCGUUCAAACAAGGUAUGCUCGGAAUGAUAUUCAAAAGGCGAGUAGAAAUCUUCAGAUAUCCUUAAACUAUGUUGAGGUUUUUGGAGGAGAUCCACUUUCUCAGAGGUUUCGUUACGAGUUAGGCUCAACAUUACAAUCUGCAAAGGGAGAAUUCAAAACCCUAAAAACAAUAACAAACCAAGAAUUGCAUCAGAAACGAGUCCAUUAGAAACAAAAGCACGGGAAUGAAUCAGCCUGAAUACUACAGCAACUCUGUAAUCAAAGAGGUUAAUAUAUGUAUUGCACAGAGAACAGAGUAUUGGAGGUGAAACUGAGUCUGAAGUCUGAAAAUGGAAA
Molecule: messenger RNA, 4527 nt
Organism: Chiloscyllium plagiosum (whitespotted bambooshark)
Lineage: Eukaryota; Metazoa; Chordata; Chondrichthyes; Orectolobiformes; Hemiscylliidae
Source: RefSeq, a predicted model, not a curated record